AUGGUGGUUCGAAACAAUCUGGUGGAUUGUGGUAAAAAGGAAUUUGCUGUGGAAUCUGGGGGUUUAGGGAAGAAAAUUGGGGGCUUAGUUAUGCACUGGGAUAGCGACCAUUACAGGAAGAAACUCAAAAAGUUGUGUGGUAACAUCAUAACACACUGUCAGGACUUGAUAACCCAGAAGGUGGAAAGCAAAACAGAUUACCAUGAUACUUAUAUCAAAGAGCUGCUGAACAAGAUUGAUGAAAUGUUGCAACAACACAAGAAUGUAAAAAUCAAUGAGGAAUGUGAGGUUUCUCUGAAGCUACACAUCUGUGGCAGAGCAGCCGGAGAGUUUCAGAAGAUGCAUGAUAAUUUAAUUGAAGUCAAUGAAAAAAAUAAAAAUAAAAAUGACCCAAAGAAGUGUCUGGAACCGUCUAAGAACAAGUACCUUACUGAGUUCAGAGACGUAUUUCAUAACCGAGACCAGUGCCAAAAGAAAGCUGAGGACUUCACAAAGCUCUGUUUGCAGCCAGCUGUACAGGACUAUGUGACCAAAAUGAUUGGUCCUGAUGUAGUUGAUGAAGUGAAGAUCGGUAAAGGGUCAGAGGAUUACAGCACACGGACGGCCUUCCAGUUCUCCAUUUUGAAACAGCUCCUGGCUGAUGGAAAAUAUGAGAAAUAUAAAGAGUACAUUAGUCAUUAUGAAAGGUUUGUGAAGGACUGGCUGUUUGACCAGAUUGGCCAACAACAGUCAAAGGACCGCGGUCUGGAGAAAUUGGAGAAGAAACAUCUUUCAGAGAUGGUCAAGAUGAUCACUUACACAAUCUCUAACAUCAGUGAAACUACUGGCAUAAAACAUGUAAAUGAUGUCAAGACAUUCAUUCAGAACAUCUGCAGCGCCCUUGAAGAGAAGCUGGUCCUCAAGGACGCUCUGGAUUCCAUCUUGAUUUUGAACACCGCAGACACAAAACAGUUUGCUGUCUACCUCACAGAGUGUGUGAGAGAAAUGGAGCAGUCACUGACAGCUACGUAUGACAUAGGAGGAGACAUCAAAGAGAGACUCAGAUCUCUUCCAUUCAAGCCUCACGACGAGAUGUUCACCAGUCUGUUUGGCUGUGGGAAGCAAUGUCCCUUCUGUGGUGUGCCUUGUGAAGCAGGGGGGAUAGAGCACAACAAACACCAUUCCUCCAUUCACCGUUCACAAGGUAUCUGUGGUUAUAGGGAUACUUAUUCACAGAAAUUAGUAAUUGAGAUAUGUUCAUCUCUUGUGGUUAGUUGCAAAGCAGCAUUCUCCAAUGCUGUGACUGGAGAAAAGGUUCACCCCUACAAGGACUACCAGACAUAUUACCCUGAUUGGACCAUAACUGGUGAUGCCAGCGUGGAGGCGUCAGACUACUGGAAGUAUGUGAUGGCCACAUUCCAUGAGAGAAUCGCUAAAGAAGUAAAUGCACUUCCUGCUGAUAUCCCAGGGGACUGGAAGGCGUUAACACCUGAUGAUGCAAUGAGAAGCUUAAAAAUGUCAUUCAACAUGAAAUGA
Molecule: messenger RNA, 1515 nt
Organism: Coregonus sp. 'balchen'
Lineage: Eukaryota; Metazoa; Chordata; Actinopteri; Salmoniformes; Salmonidae
Source: the annotation of a GenBank genome assembly